AUGCCGACACCUAAAGUCCCCUCUGCGUUCCUUGACCUCGUCGGCGCCAACCGCGACCUGUGGACAUGGGAGCCUUGGAUCGACUUCACAGGGCUGAGCGACGCCCCCUGGAGCGGCAAACCCGGCUCAAAGCCCAAGGGCUGGACGGACGACGACGUCGUGAGCGUUCGCGCAAUGGUGAACGCGUAUUGGACGGUCGCGCCGAAGGACCGAAUGGUGUUCUUCAAGGACCGGCAAAGCGGCGCAAAAGGCAAGUCCAAAGCGUCAUCCCCCCUCUCAGCGGCCGACCUGGGCGUCCUUCACACGGACGCCCGCAACAAAUGGUCGGCGUGGUUCAACGAGCUCGGCCGCGAGCACUUGGCCAAGUUGGUCGACGACAUGCUGAUGGAAGAGGGACACCAUCCCACGCAGCUUAUGAAAGCGAAUGCGACACAAAAAAUGCCUACUAUGGCAGCCGCGAUGGUGACGUCGAUAUACGUUGACCUCGCGGAGCAGUUAUUCGGGCGGGACGCGCUGCUGACUGACACGGUGGUCAAAUCAGAGACAGAAGGCACAAUUGGCAAGCAAGCUGGACGCUGUGCAUACCAGAUGGUUCGAAUUAUCGGCCAACGAGGAGAACGUCACCGUGUUUCGUCUCACUCAAUUCUUCCAGACGGUAACCCGCGUCUUAGAGCUGACUGA
Messenger RNA from Postia placenta MAD-698-R-SB12, 681 nucleotides. RefSeq lists its product as hypothetical. The record is from RefSeq and is a predicted model, not a curated record. The coding region runs from base 1 to 681 and encodes 226 amino acids. The transcript is spliced from 4 exons. NCBI's taxonomy places the organism in Eukaryota, Fungi, Basidiomycota, Agaricomycetes, Polyporales, Adustoporiaceae.